Molecule: messenger RNA, 2658 nt
Organism: Neltuma alba
Lineage: Eukaryota; Viridiplantae; Streptophyta; Magnoliopsida; Fabales; Fabaceae
Product: zinc finger CCCH domain-containing protein 34
Exons: 7
Coding region: 323-1777 (484 amino acids)
Molecular function (GO): metal ion binding; mRNA binding
Source: RefSeq, a predicted model, not a curated record
CGAAACUGAAAGAGAGUGAGUGAGAGAAAAUAGAGAGAGAGAGAGAGAGAAGUGACCAAACUAGAAACAGAGACGCAGUCUGUGUGUGCGUAUCUGUGUGUGAAAGGGUGUGUGUGUGUGGGUGCGUGUGGGAGAGGAGGAGGGGGAGAGAGGGUCGAAACCCCAGAUGCUCUAACCCAUUUUUCUCUCUCUACUUUCUUGUUCUGAAACACGGCAAUCUAUCUGAUCGAAGCCUCUCAUUCUCAGUUCUACGUUCAGAAACUCUCAGGUUCCUGUGUAAUUAGCUUCCUUUCUGGCUGGUCUUGUCCGCUUGGUCCGUACGAUGGAGCGGUACGGCCGGACCAGUGAAGGGUCGCAGUCUGAUCCGUCACCGGAAUGGACCGGAACGGGAGGCGAAACAGGGCUCGAAGAGCCAGUGUGGCAAUUGGAAUUGGGUGGCGGUGAAUCGUACCCGCAACGGCCCGAUGAGGCUGAUUGUAUAUACUAUUUGAGGACUGGUUAUUGUGGGUACGGCUCGCGAUGUCGGUUCAAUCAUCCCCGAGACCGUGGCGCGGUUAUUGGAGCUGCGAGGACUCUAGGGGAGUACCCAGAACGACUAGGCCAGCCUGUAUGCCAGUAUUAUAUGAGGACAGGAUCUUGCAAAUUUGGCCCGUCCUGCAAGUAUCAUCAUCCUAGGCAGGGAGGAGGCACUGGUAGCCCUGUGUCACUAAAUUAUUAUGGAUUUCCAUUGCGACCGGGUGAGAAAGAGUGUUCCUAUUAUGUGAAAACGGGACAAUGCAAGUUUGGUGCAACUUGUAAAUUCCACCAUCCGCAGCCUGAUGGUAUGCAAAUUCCAGCACAAACACCAGUUCCUCCGGUUUCACCUCUACCUGUACCAGUACCUUCACCCUUGUAUCCAACUGUACAGCCUCCAUCCGGCCCUUCAUCAUCACAAUAUGGUGUAAUGGUUGCAACUCCAAGGCCACCUCUGCUACCUGGCUCAUUGGUCCAUAGUCCCUAUGGGCAUGUGGUUUGGUCCCCAGCUGUAGUCCCUUUUCCAGGUUGGAGUCAUUAUCAGCCUCCUGCAAGCCCCUUGGUUCCCUCAAGUACUCCAUCUAAUGUUGGUUCGGCACAGCAUUAUGGGAUAGCCCAGCUACCUUCACCAGCAUCAACUUAUACCGGACAGUAUCAACCUUCAGGCUCCUCAAUUGGUCCUUCAGGCAGUGGUCACAAGGAACACUCGUUUCCACAAAGACCUGGUCAGCCAGAAUGUCAAUAUUAUAUGAGAACGGGGGAGUGUAGAUUUGGCCCAUCGUGUAGAUAUCACCAUCCACCUGAAUUAGUUGCUCCAAAAACAAAUGUGGUCCUUAGUCCUGUGGGCCUUCCUUUGCGCCCGGGCGCACCUCCUUGCACUCAUUAUGCACAGCGUGGGGUGUGUAAAUUUGGCCCAGCAUGCAAAUUUGAUCAUCCUAUUGGAGCACUGAGUUAUAGUCCAUCUGCUUCCUCCCUAGCUGAUAUGCCGGUUGCACCCUAUCCUGUGGGCUCUUCAAUUGGCACUCUUGCUCCUUCAUCUUCAUCAUCAGAAUUGCGGCCUGAACUCACCUCAGGAUCUGGCAAGGAGUCUGCAUCAUCCAGAAUAUCUUCAUCAAUGAGCACAUCAACGGCAUCAGUUGGCUUGACCUUGUCAUCUGUUGGAUCCAUUAAUCAAUCAACUGCUCAACAAUCUGCUCAGAGUUCCAGUCCUUCAGCAAUCCCCAAUAGCAGCACAAGCAGCUCCGUCCUUCACACCUCUAGUUAAGCAAUGUGAAUGCAUACCUCAUUAUAACUCCUUUUUAUCUCAAUUCUUCAACUGGACCAACAUUAUUUAAACAAGUCCUGAAAUAGGUUUUCUUUUUGAGUUAUUCCAGUUCCUCAUUCAGUUCUAGGCACACGUCAGCGUCAAUUAUCUUUGUGUCACAUAAUCUUUUCACGGCCAUCUCUUUGAUCUUUUGAAUAAAACCAUGGCCAACCUGGAGAUUUUAGCAACCCCAUACAGCCACCUUUCUUCUGAAUAACUUUUAAAAGAAUCUGCAAGCCCAUUAUGCAUGUCCAUCCAAAUCUCCAACUUUUUUGGAGUUUGUUGUACUUAUUUAUGCUCUGGUCUUUUUCAAUAUUAAGAAGAUUCUGGCCCACAGUUUCAUUGACCAUGUGUUUACGUCUCUUCACCGAAGCCCUUCUCUCCUCCAAGUACCAAUCCUUUUUGAUUCUGGGAACAAUUUUCCGAUGUAUUUGGAAGCUCCUAUUCACUACUGUUCCCAACCUUUUGACUGGGGUUUACUGUGAAGAGAAGUAAUCAGGAGACUAAAAUGAGGCUUCACAUUGCUUAUCUUUCAUAUGAAUUUUUAGAUACACAAAAUGUUGUGACAAGUGAAAUGCUUGACUUGGUACUUAAAUUUAUUACAAAAAUACAUAUAUGAAGCAACAUUUGAACCAAAACGUUGGAAUGUGUAAUAAUUUUUUGUCUCCCCUUUCUCAGUCUACUUGAUCAAAUCUUUUGUGAGAUCAGGUAAUUUUCUGGUGGGAAAUUUCUUCUUUCUUUUCUGCCCCUUGUGACUGGAAUACUUGGAUAUGUUUAUUGUAAGAUGAUCAUAUUUCAAAAUAGACACCACAUAUGUUUCAGUUAAAACAGGCACAGCAUAA